UUCGCCGUUUCUCCGACCGUCCGUCUCUCCUUCAUCCUCUCCCGUGCUUGUCUUCUUCAUCUCUCUUUCAUCCUCUCCUUGCUUCCAAUUGAGAUCUUUAAGGUCUGCUCAUGAUGUUUGGUCUCUAACGGGAAACUAAAGCAUCUCCGGCUGGCGGAUGGCAUAUAUCCUCAGCUCCGAUCCUCCUUCACUUUAAUUAAAGAAUGACCACCAUGUGACAGAUAAGCGGAGUAGCUCUCCGGUUCACUCAAGCUCUCCUUUCCCUCCUCUCGUUUCUUUCAAUGUUCAUAGCUCCCAAUUUCGCCCGGGUUACCGCCUUCCGCUACUUGCUGAAGUCGCAAUGCGUUCAACUUGUCUGGAGCGUCAUCGUCGCGGGCAUCGACUUUAAGACGGCUGUGUUCGGGGGACCACAACGCCCGCCUUCCCCGUUCCGUCUCACCGUCACCUGUCUGCUCGACUGGUGCACAAGCUGGUUUUCACUGGGAACUCUGUGCGCGGCGGCAGCGGCGGCGUCCUGGCUACGGGGAACCCCAAUGUGGGAGGAAGCUAGUGUGUCGUUUACAACAAUGGUCCCAGUUUCUCUUCUCUUUGGUCUUCUUGCUUGGUGUUUACAAGCGUUUUUCACUGUGAUCAUGUUUAUGUAUAUGGAAUCAGCGUUUAGGAGAGGUCCUAUUUAAUUCAAUUUCAUUUGCACUUGUUAACUGUUUGUGUGCGCACGCAUCUAUCCUAGAUUCCUAGCUAAUGCCUUGUUGGAAAGUUGGCUGUGUGAUGAUUGUUGGCUAUUUGGGUAUGUUGUUUUGGAUGGCUCUUUAAUUUAGAUUAUUAUUUUAGUGUCUUAUUUUUAUGUGAUUGGCUUUACUUAGAUUAGACAAGAAUUUGAAUAGACGUUGUCUAAAGAG
Messenger RNA from Cuscuta campestris, 899 nucleotides. NCBI's taxonomy places the organism in Eukaryota, Viridiplantae, Streptophyta, Magnoliopsida, Solanales, Convolvulaceae. The record is from the annotation of a GenBank genome assembly.